GAGGUCGGAGGGUGAGACUGGGACUAUAAACCGGCUUCAGAGGUCUGGACCUCCACAAUAUAGCAGCAGAGGUUCCAAGUCUACUGCAGAGGGUGUUGAGCUGAAAUGGCUUUCUAAUCACAGCAAGUUCCAGUGGAAAGUCACAGACAACCUUGGGCUGGUGCCAAAAUAUCUGACAGGAAAUAACUGCCAACCAUGGCACCUUACAUCUGGCAGGUGUGCCUUUGGAAGGUUGUAAUUACCUUCACUCUCACUGAAGCUGUAUCCCUCCUGCUAGACCAACCAAAGGUGCUGCUGGUAUCUUUUGAUGGAUUUCGUUGGGAUUACAUCCAUAGAAUUCCUACACCACACUUCAAAUAUGUCAUGGAAAAUGGUAUUCAUGUAAAUAAGGUUACAAAUAUUUUCAUCACAAAAACCUAUCCAAACCACUAUACCCUUGUUACUGGGUUAUAUGCAGAGAACCAUGGGAUUGUAGCCAAUAAAAUGUAUGAUCAGGGCUUAAAUAAAACCUUCUCUCUGGAUGGAAUGGAUAUAUUUGAUCCAGUCUGGUGGGAUGAGGCCUACCCACUUUGGGUUACAAACCAGAUUCAAGGCCAUAGGACUGGAGCUGUAAUGUGGCCUGGUACUGAUGUUCAAAUACAUGGUAUGUACCCAACUCACUACGUGAUCUAUAAUAUCUCUGUUCCUUUUGAGGAUCGAGUGGCUCAAUUGAUGGAGUGGUUCAGAGGGAAAGAACCUGUUAAUUUUGGCCUGUUGUACUGGGAAGAACCUGAUCGUUCAGGCCAUGAGUUAGGGCCUGAAAACCUGCUCAUGGAAAAAGUAAUUGCUGAUAUUGAUCUAAAGCUUGGUUACCUUGUUGAACAACUUCAGAAAGCAGGACUGUGGGACACAAUAAACUUAAUAGUCACAAGUGACCAUGGAAUGGCUCAGUGUUCUAUGGACAGGAUCAUUGAAUUGGAUCUAUACGUUAAUCGUGAGCUGUACACAUGGAUUGACUUCACGCCAGUCUCUGCUAUUUUACCAAAGAAAGGCAAAUACGAUGAAGUAUAUAAUGCUUUGGUGAAUGCUCAUCCCAAUAUGACAGUAUACAAGAAGGAGGAUAUUCCAGAUCGUUUUCACUACAAACACAAUGAGCGAGUUCAACCAAUAAUAGCCGUGGCAGAUGAAGGCUGGACAAUCAAUCAAAAUAAAACAACUGGAAAAUUUACUUUGGGUAAUCAUGGAUAUGAUAACGCUAUAAAAACCAUGCAACCAAUAUUCAUCGCCCAUGGUCCUGCUUUCAAGAAGAAUUUCACCGAAGAAAACAUAGCCAUUGUUGACCUCUAUCCACUACUUUGCCACCUUUUGGGAAUUGACCCAAUGCCUAAUAAUGGUACCUUAAAAAACGUACAGGAAUUAUUAGUUGCUGCUAAAGUGAUCACAACUGAAAGCUCACCUGCGGAGAUUGUGUCCCAGGAUGAAAUAAACACCCAGAGUUCAUAUGCAUGGCUAGGUAUUCUCCUUGGAAGUGUACUGGUUGUUGGAUUUCUUCUAGCAUUUGUACAGAGGGUGACAAAAAGCCAGAUGUCUGGAUUGAAUUUUCACCGUGGAGAGAUGGCUCAACCCCUGCUGUCAAGUUAAAUUUGUAUUUAUUGAACUGUUCUCUGAUGUGGAACUUUAUGCUUCAAUAUGUCAUCUGUUAGUUGUCCUUUAUCAUCUCAAAAUGGUAAUAACUAGCUGAGGGACUGCAGUUAUACUAAAUGUGAAUUCAGGGUUGUUGUUUUGCAGAUCUUUGAAAAUUUGUUGUCUGUCAGUUUGUCCAGUAGCUGCAGUAGAUCAAGUCUACUAACAGAUAAAAUAAGUAUUGCCGGUGGAGGGAUUCCAUUUAGUGAUAACUACAGUAUUAGUGUCAGAAGACUUUGAUCAGGAAUAUUUCGAGAAAUAUUUAUUCAAAUGAUUUUACAUGAUGCUAUUACAAUUAUAAACACCACAUAAAACUCAUCCUAGCAACUGGUAGGACUCACAAGCUAAAACAUCAUGGGCAGAAUUUUGCAGUCUCCCGCCAACGGUCUUGCAGGCCAGGGUGGGUGGCAUAAAAUUUCCCAGCUGGCUUUCCCACCCACCCAGACCUGUCUGCAAUUUUAUGGGGUGGGGGUGGCGGGCAGACAGGCCUAUGUUAGCUGGAGUGGGGGCAUUGGUCAGCAGGCGAUCCUGCUCGGGCGUGAAGGGGGGCACCAUACAUCAAGAGUCCCCCUUCCAGAUUGAGCACAUACCACCCCACUCCCCACCCCCUCACAC
Carcharodon carcharias (great white shark) is the source of this 2277-nucleotide messenger RNA. RefSeq names its product ectonucleotide pyrophosphatase/phosphodiesterase 5 (gene enpp5). Bases 196 to 1620 code for a protein of 474 amino acids. The record is from RefSeq and is a predicted model, not a curated record. Lineage: Eukaryota; Metazoa; Chordata; Chondrichthyes; Lamniformes; Lamnidae. The transcript has 5 exons.